CUAUUUUUACCAGGUGGUUGACUUUACGAAAUCAGUCUUAUCUUGGAAGUAGUCGUCUUCAAGUUGCUCUGUGGGCAAUGUGAACCUCUCUUCUCCAAGAUGGGGUGCUUGCUAUGAUACUAAUUGUAACAGUCACGUUGGGCAGAAUUCAUCUUUAAAACUAACUUGUAAGGUGAGGGUAUUCAGGUGGUAACAAAUCCACAAGGCAAGCCACAAGCAAUAUCUAGGAUAUAAUUGCAUCUUUAUACAACUAGAUCAUUAGAACAGGAGAAUGUACUCGACGAAUUCUUUGUAACAUCACAUACUAGUCAAUGAGCAAAGACGCUAAAUUAUUAGUAUGACUGUCAACUAUGAUGCUUUGUUGGGUGAAGUUACGUACCAUGAGACUCUGGGCAUUGAAUUUUCAGAUUGUAGACUUGGAAAAUGUAGCAUUUUAGUAGUAUUUGAUGUUUGAAUUCCAAAGAAAGACUGAAGGACUUGGUUAACACGGUAGGCAGCUAAUGCUUUCACCGCCAUUUACUUUUCCAGCCCAAAUAAUUGACAUUUGUAUGCGUACAGAAAUUGAAGCUGACCCAACCAGUUGGUAUCAUGUCUUUUAUAUAUAAAAACCAACAAAUGGAAUUCCUCAACAAGGAGUAAUGACAUGGCACCAGAGAAGGAAUUAGUCCAGUUGAUAGGAUUCUGGGGGAGCCCUUUUGUCCUUAGCGUUCGUUGGGCACUAAAGCUAAAGGGUAUUGAAUACGAAUACAAGGAAGAAAAUCUUUUGAAGAAGAGCCCCCUGUUGCUGCAGUGCAACCCGGUUUAUAAGAAGGUACCGGUGCUGCUGCAUAAUGGGAAACCAUUGGUAGAGUCUCUCGUGAUAAUCGAGUACAUUGAUGAAACAUGGAAGCAGAAUCCACUCCUGCCUCAAGAUCCUUAUGAAAGGGCCAAGUCGCGUUUCUGGGCUAAAUUUGCCCAUGAAAAGUGCAUAGCGCCAAUGAUAAACUCAUUCUUCAAGAUUGGAGAGGAGCAGGAAAAGUGUGUAAAAGACGCUUGUGAGCAUUUAAGGACCUUAGAAAAUGCGCUUGAGGAGGGGAAACGCUUCUUUGGAGGCGAAACAAUUGGAUUUGUAGACAUUGCUGCUGCAUGGAUGGGAUGCUGGGCUCGAAUUAUAGAGGAAAUAUUAAGCGUAAAGCUUAUCGAUGAAGAGAAAAUGCCCCGGCUCAUUGCAUGGUUUAGCAAUGUGGUUGAAGUUCCUGCUCUUAAGGAAUGCAUGCCGCCUACACAAAAUUUGCUUGAGCACAAUAUAAAAUUCCGCAAGUUGCUGGUUGCAGCUGCUGAGCGGCGCCAAUCAGCACCUUUAACAGGGAAUUGAUGAUAGUAAAGAAGUGCGUUUUCAUAGAAUAAUGCUAUAUAACACUAGAGAUGUUAGAGCAUCAGUUUAUAUGGCAUUAUGUGAUAGGUUCAAAAAAGUUGUGAUUAGGUGAUUCAUUUAAUUGCACACACUUGGUACCACCUAAAUUAAUGUCGUAACACCAAUGAUACUAAAUAGCAUUAUUCUUUUGGAUAUGUCGAUUAUAUUAUGGUGAAGUUUAUAAACCAAUAAUUAUUAUUUAA
Molecule: messenger RNA, 1596 nt
Organism: Olea europaea var. sylvestris
Lineage: Eukaryota; Viridiplantae; Streptophyta; Magnoliopsida; Lamiales; Oleaceae
Product: glutathione transferase GST 23-like
Exons: 2
Coding region: 644-1354 (236 amino acids)
Biological process (GO): glutathione metabolic process
Cellular component (GO): cytoplasm
Molecular function (GO): glutathione transferase activity
Source: RefSeq, a predicted model, not a curated record